Schistocerca serialis cubense is the source of this 1082-nucleotide messenger RNA. RefSeq lists its product as uncharacterized. Gene Ontology annotation, cellular component: extracellular region. NCBI's taxonomy places the organism in Eukaryota, Metazoa, Arthropoda, Insecta, Orthoptera, Acrididae. The transcript has 4 exons. Gene Ontology annotation, biological process: defense response. The coding region runs from base 100 to 969 and encodes 289 amino acids. The record is from RefSeq and is a predicted model, not a curated record.
UUUAUAUACACGUUUGUUGGAUCGAGUGCUAUAUUCGUGCUUUAAACUAGCGAUUACAGAGUUUACGUGCAGUGAAGCUACUGUGAACAUGGUUUACAAAUGCUGUGUGCGCCAAGGUGUCGUGGGAAUUACGGAACUGGACCUAAAGUAAUCUUGUUUUCCUUUCCGAAAUAUGCGAAUCUGCGUUGGAAAUGGCUUUCAGCGAUUCAUCGGAACAAUUUCCAACCCACUGAGCACACGAAGAUGAGCGCGAUGACAUUUUUGUUAUUAGUGCUGGGUGUCACCGCCUUGAGUGAAGGAAGGAGUUUAGUGUUCGAGAACAGACGCAGAGAUACUGCGUGGGUGGGCACCCUUGGCAGUGCUGAAAGGGGAACUCUCAAAGGAGGUGGUUGGGAGAUGCGCCCUGGUUCUUUGGUCACCAUCAACAUGGACGAUGGAUGGACAGGCCGCUUCUGGGGUCGCACUGGCUGCUUAUUCGAUGGCUACGGGCAUGGCAGAUGCCAGACGGGAGACUGUGGCAGGAGGCUGCAGUGUAACGGCACCAGCGGCCAGCCUCCUGUAACGUUUGCAGAAGUCAACCUGGGCGGGUGGGGCAGUCAGGACUUCUACAGCAUCAGUCUUGUUGAUGGCUUCAAUAUCCCCAUCACGAUAGAGCCCAUCGACAAGCAAGGUGGCGGCGACCGCUACCGCUGCUACCCCGCAUCCUGCCCCACCGACAUAAACGCGCUGUGCCCAUCCAAGCUCCGCUCCGACGGCGGCUGCAAGAGCGCGUGCCUCGCCUUCAACACAGACCAGUACUGCUGCCGGGGCCGCUUCAGCUCGGCACAAGCCUGCAGGUCCUCCUCGUGGCCAAGGAACUACCCCGCCUUCUUCAAGGGCCUGUGUCCCGACGCUUACAGCUACCCCUACGACGACGACCGGAGCACCUUCACUUGCGAAAAAACAGCCUACAGGAUCAUCUUUAGUUGAGCCACUGUUAGGAACACGUGAUUCACUUUCCUUCAACAACCCAGGCUUUUAACAAUCUGCUGCAACACAUUUUUGUAAUAAAUGAAUAAACAAAUAAAGUAGAUAUCAGUUCA